AUGGCAGAAACACAACCAAUCACCAUCGAAAAUGCCCGCAGCACGCUUAAAGUAAUUUUCUCCGAGGCGACGACACCCGAGGAGCGAGUCCGGUCCGCCAAACUCGCUUCUACGGCCUUCGGGAAGUCACUCACCCCGGAAGGCUACUUAGGGCGAGACGAAUAUCUCGCAAGUCAGCCUCUCGCACGAGGCACCGGAUGGCGGUGGUGGUGUCUCACAUUGGCCGAUAAUCCCGAACAAGUAUUGGCCAUGUGCAAGACGAUGCAUAGGGAUCUACUAAUCCGAGACAGUUCCGCUACGCGCCAGGAACAGGGCUACUGCAUCUGUAGCGUCGUUACCGAUUCGACUUACCGUGGACGCGGUCUCGCCUCUGUCUUAUUGAAAAAGGUGGCCGAAUGGUUAGAUGGGCCAGGAAAUGCAACGGCUAGUAUACUAUACUCGGAUGUGGGAGAUUUCUACGUUAGCAAAGGUUGGGAUAUUCUAGAUUCUUUCGAAUCUAUCCUGACAGUUCCCCCAUCUGUUCUGCAUAAAGGACAAGCCCAGUUCCCAGAGACGCGCCCAUUAACUACAGAUGAUAUUCCCCGCCUUUGUGAGCGGGAUGUAGAAUGUCUGAAAGAUGACUUCCAGAAAUAUGAUCUCCCGAAAGACAGUGUGCUUGUGACCAUCUUACCUACCACGAACAUGAUCACCUGGCUACAGGCCCGAAUAGCAUACAUGAACAACCAGUCGAACGGCAAGACCCCAGAAGUAAAAGGCAGUAUCUGUGAGAGCGCAGACUCGUGGAUAUACUGGUACUCUGAUCUUCUUCACCGAAAAAUGACAAUCCAGCGCGUCAAACUGCCCCGUGACCAAGACCAAGCAACCUCGACACGGGCAAUCGCCCGACUCCUCCUCGACGCUAUUGAAGAGGCUGCUAAAUGGGAGCUGCUAGAAGUAGAUCUUUGGAACCCUAGCCCGGAGCUUCACAAUGCGACGAAGCUCCUCAACUCGGAAUUAGGAAUUAAGGUGACGAACCAAAAACGUGAAAGCGAGCACAUACCGUGUUUGAGAUGGCGAGGCGGUGAAAAGCGGUCAAUUAUUUUCUCGCCUAAUGAGUUCUAUCCAUGGAGUUAG
This is a messenger RNA of Daldinia childiae, 1113 nucleotides long. RefSeq names its product Lysine acetyltransferase. The transcript is spliced from 2 exons. The record is from RefSeq and is a predicted model, not a curated record. Gene Ontology annotation, molecular function: acyltransferase activity, transferring groups other than amino-acyl groups. NCBI's taxonomy places the organism in Eukaryota, Fungi, Ascomycota, Sordariomycetes, Xylariales, Hypoxylaceae. Bases 1 to 1113 code for a protein of 370 amino acids.